CUAUGAUACUCUUGGUUUUAUAUCCACCCAGAUGUAUACAUUUUACACUCCGGGUAAAAACAAAAAAUAUACUCCAUAUUAAUGCCCUCGCAGGAUUAAAACCAGGCACUCGCCUGAAUUGAGAGGACUCCAACGGAAGAAUUCCAGGUUGACCACCAAGUGCAGACUGUGCAGAACGAGAAAAUAUAUUGGCCGGCAAAGAUGGAGCCGGAGGAAGUGGAGGUUGCGGAAGCAUAGCCCGGGGAAUAGAGGGGGUCGGUGUCCACGUGAAUGGAUCCGACGUGUUGAAUAAAGUAAGGGACGAUUCCGGCGGACUGAAGGAAUUCACCAUCGAUGAUGAUGGCGGCAUAACUGGAUUGACUGCAGGCUGCUCCAGCAUGCUAGAGGUGGGCGCCAUGUAUUAGACAGUCGGAGAAGAGAUAUUAGUAGUAGCAGGGGUGGAGACAGGGAGGGGCUGGAGGGGGCCACGGCUCUUGCAAGAAAAAAAUUAUGUAUAAAUACUUUUAAUCUAUAGAAAAUAUGUUAAUAUUUUAAACUUUGGCCCCUGAGAUGUAAAAUUUUUAAAGACCGGCCCCUUGAACAAUAGAUUUCUGGCUCCGCCACUGAGUAGUAGUGAUCAUGGUAGAGAAAGCGGUCCAGCCCAGCUGGUCGCCCACUCACUCUCCUUUAUUAUGGGAGUUCCCAUGUUCAAUUAUUAAUGGAGUGAGAUUGAUCUCAGUUUACCGCAAGCCCCCCAAACCCCCUCCUCUAACGCCCCUGGGUAAAACAACAACAAAAAAAGUGAUCAUGGUGGACUGCACAAUGGUCUGCGGCUGAGAGGCAGGCGACAUGGUUGCUACAACAGAGGAAGUCGGGCGGAAGUCAUAAUAAAAAAUAGAGAAUUACAAGAGUAUCCUUAAAUAGUUCUAUUGGCUUGAUGUUAUGGCCAAUUUCAUUUAGAUUUGGCAUAGAGGAGGCAAAGUAUCUAGCGAUUGACCGUAGCAGUGUAAUGAGACUACUUGUGAGUCAUGACUAGGUGUGGCCCUGGGCUUCUGAUGUCAAGUCAAGGGGCUGUCAGGCAAUCUAGGAAAGCCAAUGACGCUUCAAGCAAGAGUUAGGAUCAUGGCCAAUAAAAUGGGAGUCCAGCAAGCCAAGGGGUUGUCCAGUCACAAGGUAAGACUAAUGAAAGAUUCUUAAGUCUUUAAGAUUCUUUUAAAGUAAAAACCACCUUAAAUCCCUAUGCAAUUUCAACUCUGAAUCUAUAUGUUUUUUAGAUGUGAUAGAUAGUGUGUGUCUGUGUAUACAGUAGUACAUUGCGCACUUUUUAUGGUGAUUGUGUGGUGUAUUUAUUGUCAUCAGUAAUUCCCUUGCUACAUAAUAGCAGUACAUUCCCUUGCUACAUAAUAGCAGUACAUUGCUGAAAAAUGAUUUCCCUCCGAAUUUGUGAAUUGGUUUGGAAUCAUAAAUUUCUCAUGUUAUCUUAGCUUUGGUGAUAUACGUUUGUGUUAUUUUAAUGUGGCGUUGCCUUUAGAAAACUUUUGGCCUAGACGGUAAAAGUCUUAAGUAUUUCUACAAUUAUACUCAUGAAUAUUUGUGAAUAUUUGUUUUAACAAACCUCCGGUAAACUUUUAUAAAUCAUCUGGUGUUGAUUAGUAAGUUUAGUAGUUUAGUUUCACCAUAAAUACCAAUCAUGAGUAGAAUGAAUAUGACCUAUACUUUGAUACCUGUUUGCACCCAUUUUGCACCUCCAACUAGAUCUUUGUUAACAUCUUUUCACUAUAUAAAGGUCAUAUUUAGUCUAACAAUCUAAGGUUUCAUAGUAGUGUGUUAUGAUUGUUCACUAAGUUUUUCUAAUACUAUUAUGGCAUUGGAAAGGAACAGAAUUUUGAGGGAUAAAUUAGUUCGUUGCAGGUUGUCUAUACAUUUGGUGAUAUAAACUAUAAAGUAGUUACAAUUUAUUUUUUUUAUCGAUAAAUUUUUAUAUACAUCAAUUUUUUAUAUGUUGGUAUGUAAUAGAAAUAUUUUACUUUUUGCUAUAUCGUCAGAUUCUUAGUGAAAAAAUAAUAGCUAAUGCAUUUGUCAUAGAGCAUGUUUCGCAUGAGUUCUUUGAUAGAGUUUGCUAGCUAAUUAUGUUGAUUUGUCUAAAUGGAAAAGCAUUUUGUUAAACCCAUUUGUAAAAAGCAGGUUAGAUACACAUAACUUUCCAUCUUCAAUUGUCUCAUCUUAUUUAUCAAGCUUAUUGAUAGAAUAUAUAAUUGGUAGUAUAUAUAUUUGGUAGCUUAUAUUAUUGGUAGGAUAUAUGUACUUUCCUUUCUUGUAAUUACCUUUGUAAUCAUGUAUCUACGGUAUAAAUAAAGCCUUCUUGUUCUAAUAUUGUCACAUGGUAUCAGUCUGAUUUCUCCUAACCUUCUUGUUCUAAUGGCCGAUUCUGAGUGUCUUCUUCCCUUUGCCACUCUUGUCCAUAUGAUUACCAUAAAAUUAACCUAUUCCAUUUUUUUUUAAUCCCAAUGCACACCAUCCGAGGAUGGGGUAGGGACUGGGGAACACCCUACCUAUUUAUUAAUAAGGAAAGAUACAUAAUAGGAGGACAUAAUGCCGAGCCUACCAAGAAAAAUAUUAGAUUACAUACGGAUAACUAAUAGCAUCAAAUUUGAGAAUGCCUACAAAAUGAUUAAAGUGAUUUUGUGAUCUUUUUAUCUAGAUCUUAUUGUAGGCGAUGUAGUCUGCUGCUCUAUUGACACCCGGAUCAAUAUAUGAAAAUGUGAAGCGAUGACCGUUGUAGAGUCUUCGAAUUAGACAGAUAUGUGUCCAAUGGGUCCAGUGAUGUAAACUUUCUCCACGUAUAGCAUUACAAACCUGUAUAUUAUCCAGUGAUGACGCGGACUUCACAUUUCCAGUCUUUUUCAACAUGAAAGAUCACAUUGUAUAUGUGAAACAGAGGCCACAUCUUAGGUCAUUUCUGGAGAGAGUUGCAGAUAUGUUUGAAAUUGUAAUAUUCACAGCAAGUCAAAGCAUUUAUGCAAAACAGCUACUGGACAUACUGGAUCCUGACGGAAAAUAUAUUUCAAGGCGAGCUUAUCGUGAAUCAUGCAUCUUUUCCGAUGGUAGCUACACUAAAGACUUGACAGUGUUGGGCGUUGAUCUUGCGAAAGUUGUAAUAAUUGAUAAUUCCCCACAGGUUUUCAGGUUACAAGUGAACAAUGGCAUUCCUAUUAAGAGUUGGUUUGAUGACCCUUUUGAUUCUGCACUAAUUUCACUUCUGCCAUUUCUUGAGACAUUGGCAAAUGCAGAUGAUGUUCGUCCUAUCAUUGCUGAGAAAUUUGGUAACAAGGAAUAAGAGUUACGCUCGCAGAUCCUUUAACAGAUCCUUGUCUUUUCCGUCCUUUUAAAAACAUUUAGGUGCU
Cuscuta epithymum is the source of this 3383-nucleotide messenger RNA. The record is from the annotation of a GenBank genome assembly. NCBI's taxonomy places the organism in Eukaryota, Viridiplantae, Streptophyta, Magnoliopsida, Solanales, Convolvulaceae.